This is a messenger RNA of Cicer arietinum (chickpea), 813 nucleotides long. RefSeq names its product damage-control phosphatase At2g17340-like. NCBI's taxonomy places the organism in Eukaryota, Viridiplantae, Streptophyta, Magnoliopsida, Fabales, Fabaceae. The record is from RefSeq and is a predicted model, not a curated record.
ACUAAAGUUAUAUGUAUACAAAUUCUCAACACACACCUUAUGCCUAUUAGUGAACAUAUAGAGGGUCAUAUGAGUGGUCUUAUUUUUCCCUUUUGUGAUCUAUCAUCCAAGUAUUCAACCAUAGCUGACAUUAUUUGGGAAUCUUACUUGAAAAUGAAUUUAUUUGCAUACUAGAAGACACAUGUUUAUUACAAUCAUAUGCUAAAGGUUGGAGGAUUAUUUCCAAGUAGCUAUAGUUUAUGUCUUUUUUCUUCCCUCAAUUUCUUCAACCUUGCAGAGGUUUUCGCUAGGGAUGGGGUGUCGUUUUCAACUACUUGUGAAAAUCUUCUCCCUGGACCUUGGAUAAUUGAUGACCUUGAUACUUUAAAAUUAAAAUGGAGCAACAACUCCGGGAAGAAGGUUAUCAUAUUUGUUGAUAACUAUGGUGGAGAUAUUAUUUUAGGUGAUCAACUUGCAAUAGCAAAGGAAACAGGAAGGCGUCUAGGGAUGGGGACUAACAUGUAUCCUUCUUCAUCAUUGCUUGGUGACAAUAAAGAUCAAUUAGGUGCUAUCUCUAUUGAUGAUCUCAUUGAGAAUUCUCAACUAAACAAGGACAAUUCAUCCAUAAUCAUUGGAUUAUAAAUAGCCUUGGACGAUUGUUUCGAUCUGCAAUUACUACUCAUUCUCUAACUUCUUUUCGCCUUCCUUACAAACAUUUCCUUACGAACAUAAUUUGUAAAAUGACAGGAGUAGAGCAAACUAAAAAUAUAGCUUUGUAUACAUGUUUAACAAAUAUAGUCUGUUGUUAAUACAUUUUUUCUUUCCACCAAUAAA